AUGGAGUUUCAGAAAAAGAAUGAAGGCAGAAUAAGUCAGAAGAAGUGUGAUGAGGCUCUUGCCUCUCAUCUGCCUCACACAGCCUUCACCAGCUCAUCUGUCUUCUCCAGUGGAUAUGCACCUGGAUAUGCCAAGCUCAACAGGAGAGGAGGAGCUGGUGGAUGGUCACCUCUGGACAGUGACCAUUACCAGUGGCUACAGGUGGACCUUGAAUCAAGAAAGCAGGUGAGCGCCAUAGCAACACAAGGUCGCUACAGCAGCUCUGACUGGACGACACAAUACCGUCUCCUCUACAGUGACACAGGAAGGAAUUGGAAACCUUAUCACCAAGACGGCAACAUUUGGGCUUUCUCCGGGAACUCCAACUCAGAGAGUGCAGUUCGCCAUGAGCUCCAGCAGGGAAUCGUGGCUCGCUUCCUUAGGCUCAUCCCGCUAGACUGGAGCGAGGAGGGACGGAUUGGUCUGCGAAUAGAAGUUUAUGGAUGUUCCUACUGGGCGGACAUCAUCAACUUUGAUGGACAGGGUGUAAUCUCAUAUCGUUUCAAGGUGAAGAAGAUGAAGAUCAUUAAGGAUGUGAUCGCACUGAGGUUUAAGACGUCAGAAAGUGAGGGUGUGAUUCUCCAUGGGGAAGGCCAGCAGGGAGACUAUAUCACACUGGAGCUUCGUAAAGCCAAGCUGCUGCUGCAGAUAAACCUGGGCAGCAAUCAGUAUGGCUCUAUCCUGGGUCAUACAUCUGUGACCACAGGGAGCCUCUUGGAUGACAAUCACUGGCAUUCAGUAGUGAUUGAACGCUACCGUCGCAAUGUGAACUUCACCUUGGACAGACACACUCAGCACUUCAGGACAAAUGGAGAGUUUGACCACCUCGAUUUAGACUAUGAGUUGAGUUUUGGCGGGAUGCCAUACAGUGGGAAGCCAGUGGGAGGAGGAAGGAAAAACUUUAAAGGCUGCAUGGAAAGCAUCAACUACAAUGGAGACAACAUUACAGACCUCGCCCGUCGAAAGAAGCUAGACACCUCCAGCUUUCGGAACCUGUCAUUCACCUGUGUGGAGACCCACACCUUCCCAGUCUUUUUCAAUGCCACCAGUUUCCUGCAGCUGCCAGGUCGAGCCAAUCAUAACACAGUAUCUGUGGGCUUCCAGUUUCGUACGUGGAACCCCGACGGCCUCCUCCUGUUCAGUAAUCUCGAUGAUGGCACUCUGGAGAUCUCUCUUGAGGACGGCAAGGUUGCAGUUCAUAUCAAUGUGACAAAGGCGGCCAGAAACUACCGCGUCGAUUUAUCAUCAGGUUCGGGCCUCAAUGACGGCCAGUGGCACGCAAUACGUUUGGUUGCCAAGGAGAACUUUGCUAUGCUGACGAUAGAUGGCGAGGAAGUGUCUGCCGUGCGCUCCGUCUCACCUCUCACCAUCACCACGGGAGGAACCUAUCACCUCGGAGGUUAUUUUCUGCCAACACUGUUCCCGCCAACCCAGCGUUCGUUUCAAGGCUGCAUGCAAGCUAUCUUGGUUGAUGACCAACCUGCUGAUUUACAUGCUGUGGAGAAAGGCGCUGUGGGAGCCUUUGAGAAUGUCAGCCUGGACAUGUGCGCAAUCAUAGACAGAUGUAUGCCUAAUCACUGUGAACAUGGUGGUCGGUGUAAACAGACCUGGGACAGUUUCAGCUGUACCUGUGAUGGAACAGGAUACACUGGAGCCACAUGCCACACUUCGAUCUAUGAGCCUUCAUGUGAGGCCUAUAAGCAUUUGGGCAGGUCCUCUGAUGCCUACUGGAUUGACCCCGAUGGCAGCGGACCUCUUGGUCCCUUCAAAGUUAACUGCAUCAUGACAGAAGACAAAGUAUGGACCACAGUUAUGAACAGCCUGCCGCCCAAAACUGUGGUCACUGGUUCCAGUAGAGAGAGACGCACCGUCUUACAGGUCAACUACAGUGCCUCUAUGGACCAGGUGACAGCCAUCACCACCAGUGCAGAAAACUGUGAGCAGCAAAUCGCCUACAGCUGUCGCAUGUCCAGACUCCUCAACACUCCAGAUGGGACACCCUACACGUGGUGGGUUGGCCGAGGGAGCGAGAAGCACUUCUACUGGGGCGGAUCGGGGCCUGGCAUCCAGAAAUGUGCCUGUGGCAUCGACAGGAACUGCACUGACCCCAAGUAUGACUGCAACUGUGACGCUGAUGCCAAACAAUGGAGAGAAGAUUCUGGUCUCCUGGUUUAUCAAGAACACCUGCCAGUCAGCCAGGUUGUGGUGGGUGACACGAACAGACCGGGCUCGGAGGCCAAGCUAACUGUUGGACCACUCCGUUGCCAAGGAGAUAAUAACUACUGGAAUGCGGCAUCUUUCACAACUCCAUCAUCCUACCUGCACUUUGCCACCUUUCAGGGUGAAACCAGCGCUGACAUCUCCUUCUAUUUCAAGACAAGCGCGCCCUAUGGCGUCUUUCUGGAAAACUUGGGCAACACUGACUUCAUUCGCUUGGAGCUCAAAUCUCCUAAGGUGGUCUCCUUCUCCUUCGAUGUUGGAAAUGGACCAGUGGAGCUGACCGUGCAUUCAGCCACGCCCCUCAACGAUGACCAGUGGCACCGCGUGAUGGCCGAGCGUAACGUGAAAGAGGCCGUCCUUCAGUUGGACCAGACGUACAGGACGUCCAGGCUAGCUCCCGCACAAGGACACACACGGCUUGAACUGUUCAGCCAACUCUACGUGGGAAAACCAGCCUCGCUCACCUGCCAAGACAGUGCUGCAGGGGGACAGAGGGGGUUCCUGGGCUGUAUCAGAGCCUUACGAAUGAAUGGCAUCACUCUCGAUCUGGAAGAGCGGGCCAAGGUCACACCUGGGGUCAAGCCCGGUUGCCAAGGCCACUGUACCAGUUUUGGGAUGUACUGCCGGAAUGGAGGGAAGUGUGUGGAGAGGUACAACGGCUACUUGUGUGACUGCACCGCCACAGCCUACGAUGGUCCAUUCUGCACCAGAGAUGUUGGGGGUUUCUUUGAGGCAGGAACGCUGGUGAAGUACAACUUCCUGCCUGAAGCAGUGGCAGGAGCCAGUAAGGACACGAAGGGCUUGACGCAGCAGCUCACGUCACAUGAGGUGAAUCUAACAAAGGAGGAGGUGACCUUUAGUUUCAGCACAUCCAAUGCUCCAGCUAUUCUGAUGUAUGUGAGCUCCAAGACGCAGGACUAUCUGGCUGUGGUGUUAAGACAGAAUGGUUCACUGCAGGUGCGGUAUAACUUGGGUGGCCUGAAGGACCCGUUUGCCAUAGAUGUGGACCAGCGUAACCUGGCCAAUGGACAGCCACACAGUAUUAACAUGUCCCGUCACGACAGGAGAAUCACCAUCCAGCUGGAUCAUUACCCUCCAGUCAGCUACAACCUCCCUGAGGCCUCAGACACACAGUUCAACCUGGUCAAGACACUAUUCUUGGGAAAGGUUUAUGAAACGGGGCACAUAGACCCAGUCCUCAUUGAACGUUACAACACCCCGGGUUUCAUCGGCUGUCUGUCGCGGGUAGAGUUCAACGGAAUCGCCCCGCUCAAGUCUGCGCUCAGAACAGCAGCGAAGUCUCAGGCCACGCCAACGGCCGGUCAGACAGACAGACAACCUGCAGCUGCCUCACCUGUGUCUUACCAGGGUAAACUGGUGGAGUCCAACUGCGGCGCGUCACCGCUCACCAUCCCACCAAUGUCUGCCGCAACAGAUCCCUGGCAUUUGGACAACACAGAUGCAGAGUUUCCCUUCAAUGAGGAGAGAGUGAUUCCUGAUGGAGUCAACAGGGACUCUGCCAUCAUUGGAGGUAUUAUCGCAGUGGUGAUCUUCACCAUCUUAUGUACUCUGGUGUUCCUGAUCCGCUACAUGUUCCGUCACAAAGGCACCUACCACACCAACGAGGCCAAGGGCAGCGGGGAGUCCGCCGCGGAAUCAGUGGAUACGGCCAUCAUUGGCACCGACAACCCAGAAACCAUUGACGAAUCAAAGAAGGAGUGGUUCAUCUAACAGCCAAUCAAAGGACUCUGAGAGACAAAGUGAUGUUUCAGAUCAUCAGAUGCUACAGAGAUAGAGGAGGUUUAAUUAAAGACCAAUCGCAGAAUGGACGGAGGAUUGGCUAUUCAAUAGGACAAUAAUCUCCCAGGGAAGGUUGGGAAAGUGGGAAAGACUGUACAGAAAUCUUUUUGUUUUUUUAUAUAUAUCCAGAUUAUUAGAAAGAGAAGAAAGGGACACUUAUUCAACUGAGCACAGCAGUAAGAGACUGUACGUGUAUAUACUAACCGGCUUGUCCUUCUUUGUAUCGUGCUUGGGAGUUUUCAGGAGUCCUUUGAAUACUGUAUAUGACAAAUAAUUAUACUUAUUGGGUCGUGUGAUAGCAAGAUUUAUUGCCAGUCCCUGUUGCAUUUUAAUUUUAUAUUUUAACAAAAAUCUUAUAUCAAAAAUGAUCAAAUCAACAUGCCAAACCUUUUUUUUUCUUUUCAUGUUUCAAGCUUUGGGUGCACCAGUUUGUCAACACUCAUAUCCGUCAAAUGACAUGCCACUCAUACUGUGGUAAUAUAGAGUUGAAUAUGGAUGCCAAAAGCCACCUUGUAAAUACGAUAUUAUUUUAUCCUUUUCCAAAAUGAUUUAUUUAGAGUCAGACACAUAAACUAAAAUUAGAAAUUCAUAUCUAUAUGACAGUGGUAUCAUACGUCUGUCUGUUACAUUAUAAAUGUGUGAAAUACAGAGUUUUAUGUUUAAAUCUUAUGACAUUCGAUUGUAACGGGCAUUCCUGUCUGUGGAAGGGCAGCAGGGGGUUUCUCUGAGCAUGAUGGGAAAUCAUGACAUCAUCAUCAUCAUCAUCAUUGUGGCAGCUUUCUUUGAAUUUGGAAUGAGUGAGACUGUGAGCCUUCACUCAUUCAGACUUGAGCAGUUUGUUUGUUUCUUUGCCAAACACUUGAGUCUUAUGUCAGAUUUUCAUAUUUAAUUUGAACUGUCAGUUGACGCUUUGUUUUUGUUUUUGUUGUGUUGUGUUUUAAUACAUCAUAGGCAGUGUUGGGCUGCGGUUUUACAGCGCAUGCAUGCAUCUGUGCGUAUAUGUGGAGGCGAAAUACCGGACGAAAGGAGCGUCAGAAGAGACGUUUUUGGACAGUCGCGGAGACGAGACUGAACAGUUUGGCUGAUGCGUACUGAGUUUUAUUGAUGCACUAAACUCUAGGCAUUAAGUGGGCGAAGCAGCAUGAAAUGAAAAAUCAAUUCAUAUCUGAAAAACACCUGGGACGAGGUUAAGAAGAUAAUUGGCUUAUUAUUCCAGUGUGCCUUCAAGGUGCUGAGCCGUUUGGCCUUGCCUCACACCACUUAACACAAACCUACAAGAAAAACUUGACUGCUGCUGCAUAAAAUCGGAGUUAAUAGUGUUUUCAGGUAUUUUUAUGUUUCCUGAUAUUUCAAUGGUGCUGUGUUCCCUCACCCAGAAACCUUGGGUGGGGGGGAAAAAUGUCCAGCCAACUUCUUUUCAGAUUUUAAAAAAAAAGCCAGACUUUUUUUUUUAGUUUUAGUUUUUUGUGUGUGUGUGUGUGUGUGUGCAGCAGUAGCAGCUUUGUCGAUGUAGAUGAGUGCUGCACGCUAUAGAACGCACAAGUUUACACUUACCCUCACACAUACACACAUAAAACAUGCAUGUUUGGUGAAGCAUGAGUCAUUUGCUCAUUUACAAGAACAACGCGUUUAGAAUGAGGAGGCAGCUUCUUUGUGAAGAGGCAGAGCUUCGCCCUGCAGUGCCGCUGUGGUCCAAUAUGCAUUCAAAUGAUGGACAAAUUAUAUUUUCCAACUUUCUUUUUUUUUUUUUUGUCCCUGUCGGUUACGUUUACCAGUUUACCUUACCAUGGCUUUUACAGAACAAUGUGUUACAGCUGAAACCUGCUGCCAACUUUAUUUUGUUGUGAAGUUGUUGUUGUUUUUGUAUGUCUGUUUGAUCAAAUUGCUCCCGCGGUACUCGUACAUGAAUCAUAAUCGCCUCAUGAUUGAGUGCUUACUCUAGAUUGCUUCAUCUGAGACAUUAGGCCAGCUGCUGAACGCAGCCUGCCUUCUACCGAGGCCUCAAAGAAGAGUUUGUCUGUUCUUACAUCGCAUCCUUUAGGGCAAAUGAGCGACUCUACUGAUGUUUUGUUGUUUUUGAUUUUAUUUUUCAGGCAACACUUACAAAUGCAUAGCUGCACCCUUGAUAUAUGGUUUGAACUUAACAGCGGUGAUAACUGAUUAUCUGCGCCAACAGGCAAAACUUUAACCCACAUGUUUUGCUUUCAUUUCUCUUGCGUUCAAUAAAGAGUGUUUGAUCUUUAA
Molecule: messenger RNA, 6303 nt
Organism: Archocentrus centrarchus (flier cichlid)
Lineage: Eukaryota; Metazoa; Chordata; Actinopteri; Cichliformes; Cichlidae
Gene: cntnap2a
Product: contactin associated protein 2a
Exons: 27
Coding region: 1-3990 (1329 amino acids)
Source: RefSeq, a predicted model, not a curated record